Leptopilina boulardi is the source of this 1773-nucleotide messenger RNA. RefSeq names its product protein misato (gene mst). The transcript is spliced from 5 exons. Gene Ontology annotation, cellular component: cytoplasm. NCBI's taxonomy places the organism in Eukaryota, Metazoa, Arthropoda, Insecta, Hymenoptera, Figitidae. The record is from RefSeq and is a predicted model, not a curated record. The coding region runs from base 71 to 1690 and encodes 539 amino acids. Gene Ontology annotation, biological process: mitochondrion distribution.
GCUGUCAAAUACAAAACUAUUGUUUAUUUUAUUUUAUUAAUAAAUAAUAAACAAUAGAAAGUUUUAAACCAUGUCAACACGGGAAAUAUUAACUAUUCAAUUUGGCCAUUAUUCAAAUUAUAUCGGAACACACUGGUGGAAUUUGCAAGAAACAAAUUUUUCCUACGAUCCGGAUAAUCCUUCAGAAAUUAAUCACGAUGUUUUAUAUCGAGAAGGAGAAACACGUCAGAAACAAAUUACGUAUACACCGAGACUUUUAUUGGUCGAUUUAAAAGGAAGUUUGGGUUAUUUAAACGAAAAUGGAACAUUAUAUGAAAAUUCAUCAAAAGACAAGGAUAUUCUUUGGUACGACGAGAAUGUUCAAAUUUCAGAAGAACCAGAGGCAUCGAAAUCGUCAUUUAUUAAAGAUUUAGAUCAUCCUACAAGAAAUAAUGAAGAAACAGAAAAAAGUAUUGAGAUUGAAAACAAUGUAAAUAAAUGGGUUGACUAUCUAGUUCCUCGUUUUCAUCCAAGGACGGUUAAUGUAGUCAAACAAUAUACCCACGAAUCACCAAAUCAGCCAUUCGAUGUAUUUAAUUAUGGACGAAACGUGUGGAGUACAGAAUCAUUUUCAGAGGAUUUUACCGACAAGAUCAGAAAUUACGUCGAGGAAUGCGAUUUAAUUCAAGGAUUUCAGGUGAUUCUCGAUUCUACGGAUGGUUUUGCCGGAUUGGGCUCAUCGUGUAUUCAAUAUUUACGUGACGAAUAUGGAAAAAGUAUUCUAUCGUUUCCAACAUUUGAGGGAACAAAUAUUGAGGCAUCGGCUGCUGAUUUAAUAAAAAUUGUUAAUACCGUUUUAUGUUAUCAACAAAUUGGAGAAAAUUCAUCACUAUUCAGUCCCCUGGGUUGUAGGGAGGAAAUUUUUCCCAAAACGGGUAAAUUUCGAAAAUUUCAAUAUUUAGACUAUGAUCCACAAUUAAAGUAUCAUAGUGCAGCAAUUUUGGCAACGGCCCUCGAUACAUUGACAUUGAGAUAUCGUCAGAAAAAAUUUCCAAUGUCUGCACUGUCGGAUCUUUGCGCUGAUAUGAAUAAAUUAGGUCGAAAAGCGGCAGCAAUGAGUUUAAAUCUACCAUUUCCAAUGACAGUGGAACGUGAUUUAAUUGAUAUUUUGGAUGAUUUGGAAGAACCAUUGUGGACGAGUUUAACGCCAUAUUGUGAAAUAUCAACAGACAAAAAUUAUCAAAGUAUUUCAUUGAGAGGUGUACCUGAGAAUAGAUUAAAAAGACCAUUAAAUGAAGCACAAAAUCAAUUAUCAAAAGCGGCUUAUAAAUGUUCAACAGUCCAUGAAAUGAUGUCGUUAUUUUUUUCCUGUUCCUGUCACGCGUCGGCUACUUAUUUUACAAAUAUUAGCGCGCCAUUGACGACAAAACGUCCAUUCCCGAAAAUUUUUAACAAUCAAGUUAUGAAAAAUGGAAAUAUUUCAGAUACACCAAAUAAUGACGGUGUCGAAAGUAUAUCAGUUAUGGCUGGUCUACACAGUGGAAGUAGCUUGUCAAAUAUGUACGAAUCACUUUAUAAUCAAGCGAAAAAAGUGAGAACAAUUAAAAGAUUUCACGCUUUUGAAAAUUCGGGUCUCGAAAAUGACGAGUACAUGGAAAGUCUUAAUAAUUUAUUAGACUGCAAGGAGGCGUAUGAAGAUCAUUAUGUUUAAUUCCUAUUUAAAUUUCAGAAAUACUCAGGUUUUUAUAAAAUUUAAAUAUUUUUGUAUCGAAAAAUACAAAAUUAUAUAAAAUA